This is a messenger RNA of Megalops cyprinoides (Indo-Pacific tarpon), 4342 nucleotides long. RefSeq names its product transient receptor potential cation channel, subfamily M, member 4a (gene trpm4a). Gene Ontology annotation, molecular function: calcium-activated cation channel activity; ligand-gated calcium channel activity. The coding region runs from base 95 to 3871 and encodes 1258 amino acids. Gene Ontology annotation, cellular component: membrane. The transcript has 28 exons. Gene Ontology annotation, biological process: calcium ion transmembrane transport. The record is from RefSeq and is a predicted model, not a curated record. NCBI's taxonomy places the organism in Eukaryota, Metazoa, Chordata, Actinopteri, Elopiformes, Megalopidae.
UUUUACAUGUUGUUUUCAGAUCAGUGAGUUCGCCCCGAUACCACUCCCCGAUCAUAUAGGCUGCACGACGCCCAAAGCAGAGACGGAGCGCACGAUGAAGGAGACGGAGAAAGAGAAGGAAGGUGGAGGGAAAGGAGAAACAACUAAAACAGAGAAAGAUCAGAGCUGGAUACCAAAGAUUAUCAAAAAGAGAGUGUGCACGACUUUUGUGGAAGAUUCUUUCAGUAAUGGAGCCCUGUGUCAGUGUGGAGGGGUACGGGAGGCGCACGGUUCGAUCGCCAUGGGGGAUUACUUCGGAGCAGCCAUCGUGAGUCAGUGGGACAGUGCCCAGCACUCCUCGGAAUACCCCACCGAUGCCUUUGGAGAGCUGGAGUUUGCCGGUGCAGGGAAGAGACACAGUCAUUUCCUGCGCCUGUCCUGUGACACGCCCCCGCAGAUUGUGUACACCUUGAUGACGGCGCACUGGGGCGUGCCCGCACCCAACCUGGUGGUGUCGGUCGUGGGCGGGGAGGGCAGGGAGAAGGUGAAGACCUGGGUUCGAGAGGUGCUGAGGCAGGGGCUUGUCAAGGCUGCUCAGAGCACAGGAGCGUGGAUACUGACGGGCGGAUUGAGAGAGGGGGUGGGGAGGUGUGUUGGGGAAGCGGUGAGGGAUCAUGGAACUGCCGCCCCGUCUCUCUCACACACGAAAGUCAUCGCCCUGGGCAUCGCCCCCUGGGGCCUGGUCCACAACAGGCAGCAACUGGUGAACCCACAGGGAAGUUUUCCAGCAAGGUACUAUGUGCAGAACACCUCGCGAGACUCCUGCUGCCUGGACAACAACUACCAGGCUUUCCUUCUGGUGGACGAUGGGAGCGUGGGGCGCAGAGGAGGCGAGAUGGGAUUCAGGGCCAGACUGGAGGAUUACAUCUCCCACCAGAGGACUGGCAUCUGGGGCAGUGGAAGCAUCGAGAUCCCAGUGCUGUGCAUGCUUGUUGCAGGAGAAGCCGCCAUGCUGGAGCGAGUGGACCUCUCCCUUCGGAACUGCACACCCUGGCUGGUGCUGGCCGGGUCGGGCACAGCAGCCGACCUCAUCUGCGAGGUCCUAGAGGACCUCUCGUCCUUACCGUUGGCGUCACCCACCACUGAAGUAGACGGGGAAGGGUCCAACGUGGAGCUGCGGGAGAGAGUCAGGGAGAGGGUGAAGAAGUACUUUCCCUCAGAGGCAGAGAGAGAGACGGAGAAACUGACUGAAAGGACUCUCAGCAUCUAUCAGAACAGAGACCUGAUCACAGUGUACAACAGAGAGCAGGAAGGACCUGAUGAUUUUGACACUGUAAUACUCAAAGCCCUGGUCAGAGCCAGUAAACGUGUUUCCAGUGAUGCCAGCGAGUACACGGAGGAGCUGAAGCUGGCUGUGGCCUGGAACAGGGUGGACAUCGCCAAGAGCGAGCUCUUCAAUGGGGACAUCCAGUGGAAGUACGAGGACCUGGAGGACUCCAUGACAGACGCCCUGGUGAACGAUAAGCCCCAGUUUGUGCGGCUCUUCACGGAGAACGGCCUGAACAUCCUGGACUACCUGACGUACAGGCGGCUGGAGAGCCUGUACCGCUCGGUGUCGGACAGCUCGCUGGCCUACACCCUGCUACAGCGCAGGUUGAGUGAGAGGCAGACCUCCGCUGGCUCCGUGCUCUCCGUCCCCACCGGGCUAGACCCCACGCUGUCCCUGAAGGUGCCAGAGAGUCAGAUGACAGGACCCAGCUCUGCCAAGGAGCUCAGUCUGUAUGAGGUGUCACGGCUAUUAUGGGACAUCUUGGGGGAUGUAUGUCAGCCCUUUUACUACACCCCACUGGGACUGGACCAUUCCACUAGCACAAGGAAAGCACUCAAGCAAGUGAAUAAGCUUCUCCUGGGGGAGUGCUUGUACCGGGACCAGCGCUGCCUCUCUCCCUGGGCCUCCCUCUUCAUCUGGGCUGUCCUGCAGAACCGCAGCGAGAUGGCCAUCUACUUCUGGGAGAUGGCAGGCGAGUCUGUGCUGAGUGCCCUCAGUGGCUGUAAGAUGCUGAGGGAGCUGUCCAAGCUGGAGGGCGAGACCGAGACCAAGCUGUCCAUGAAGGAGCUGGCACAGAGGUUCGAGAACCUGGCCCAUGACGUCUUCAGUGAGUGCUACCAGAGCAGCGAGAGCCGCUCCUUCACGCUGCUGAUCAGGAAGUCUCCAGUAUGGGGCGGGGCUACCUGCCUGCAGAUGGCCACUGCAGCUGACGCCCGUCUCUUCUUUAGCCACGACGGUGUGCAGUCUCUGCUGUCUCAGAUCUGGUGGGGAGACAUGGAGAGAAGCACAGAGGUGUGGAAACUCAUCCUGACCUUUUUCCUGCCGCCCUUCAUCUACACCAACCUCAUCUCCUUCCGGGACCAGGAGGACGAGGCGAAGACCGAUGACAUCCCGCACCUAAGAGAGACGGACAGUCUGGACGGAGGAGAGACGGUGCUCUCUCUCGCUGACAUCAUGCACACUGAAGAAGAAGCUGAAGAGUAUAAUGCUCUCAGGAACAGACCUAAAGGCUCUUCCCCCUCAAGUUCGAAGCGGCCCUUUGUGGUUUCACGAUGGAGGCAGUUCUGGUUCGCACCGGUCACUUCAUUUCUUGGCAACGUGCUGAUGUACUUCCUCUUCCUUUUCCUGUUUGCCUAUGUGCUACUGGUCGACUUCAAGCCGCCACUCCCUCAGGGCCCCGCCCCUAUGGAGUUUGUGCUCUACUUCUGGGUCUUUACCCUUGUGUGUGAGGAGAUCCGGCAGACCUUCUUUGUGGGCAGCACCACGGUAUUCCAGAGGAUGAGACUGUACAUUCAGGACGUGUGGAACAAGUGUGAUCUCACGGCCAUCACUCUCUUCAUCUUUGGCUUGUGCUGCAGAAUGUUCCCGUGGUCCUAUGACUUUGGCCGGGCUAUGCUCUGUCUUGACUUCAUGGUGUUCACCCUGAGACUCAUCCACAUCUUUGCCAUCCAUAGACAGCUGGGACCAAAGAUCAUUAUCGUGGGCAAGAUGAUGAAGGAUGUGUUUUUCUUCCUGUUCUUCUUGGGGGUGUGGCUGAUGGCUUACGGUGUAGCCAAUCAGGCGCUGCUGUACUCCUAUGAUCCCCGCCCAGAUUGGAUCCUGCGGAGGGUGUUCUACAGGCCCUACCUGCACAUUUUUGGACAGAUCCCCUUACAGGACUUGGACGCUGCGAAGGUGGAAGAAGUGAAGUGCACAGACAACACGACUCUGAUUGAGGCCGGAGCGGAGCCCUGUAUGAACCCCUACGCCAACUGGCUGGUCAUCAUCCUGCUGGUGGUCUACCUGCUGGUCACCAACAUCCUGCUGCUCAACCUGCUCAUCGCAAUGUUCAGUUACACCUUCUCCAAAGUGCAGGAACACAGCGACACCUACUGGAAGUUCCAGCGCUACAACCUGAUAGUGGAGUACCACUCACGCCCCUCCCUUGCACCCCCCUUCAUCAUCCUGUCCCACCUCCACCUCUUCAUCAAGAGAAACAUCCGCAAGGUCCCCUCCGUGAAGAUCCGGCACUUCGUGCUGGAGCUGAGGGGCAGGAAGGCCAGCAGGCUGAUGACAUGGGAAGCCAUCCAAAAGGAGAACCUGCUGUCCGCGCAGAACAAGCGGCAGAGGGAGAGCGACACAGAGAGACUCAAGCGCACCUCCGUCAAGGUGGACAGUGUGCUGAAACAGAUGGCCGAGAUUCGAGAUCAUGAUCGCAGACUGAGAGUGCUGGAAGCAGAGCUGGAGUAUUGUUCCAGCGCCCUCUCGUGGAUGGUUGAGGCACUCUCUCAGAGCAACUUAAUCAAACACACUCGACCACCACCAACUCUCAAAGAGCCACCCCCCACCUCUCCGAGGUGUUGAUCCCGUCUCACUUCUCCAGAGAAAGUGACAGCCAGGCACUCAGGGUCAGCGAGUGGAGGAGGCUUGCUGUUUUCUUACCGUCAUUUCAUUUUAAUUCUCUUAUUCUUAUCUUAUUUUUAAAGGCAGCUGUACUUUGUCAGCUGUUUUAACAUUUCUGUUUAAAAUUGUUUUUUAAAUAGGCUUUUUAAAUUGAACUGUUAAUCUUCAACAGUAUGUGUUUAUUUCUUGUUUUUCACCUCUGUUAUCACACAGACUGAGGAAGAGAGGAAGAUUUGCGCAUACACAUACACACACACAUGCAAACACGCACACACACAAACAUACACAUACAUAUGCACACAGUAAUAUUCAAGGAAACAGUGUGACACAUAUUUGUACAUAGGGGAGCUUAAAUCCAGUAGCACUAAAUCAGUGCUUGUCUGAGAUGUGUUUUCAGCUUAAUUGUGAAUAAGAACCUGUUAUGCUGUAUUU